Messenger RNA from Xiphias gladius (swordfish), 4257 nucleotides. RefSeq names its product IQ motif and Sec7 domain ArfGEF 3a (gene iqsec3a). Gene Ontology annotation, biological process: actin cytoskeleton organization; regulation of ARF protein signal transduction. Lineage: Eukaryota; Metazoa; Chordata; Actinopteri; Istiophoriformes; Xiphiidae. The transcript is spliced from 14 exons. Gene Ontology annotation, molecular function: guanyl-nucleotide exchange factor activity; protein binding. The record is from RefSeq and is a predicted model, not a curated record. The coding region runs from base 1 to 4257 and encodes 1418 amino acids.
AUGGAGAGCCUGCUGGAUAAUCCAAUGAAAGCCGUUCUCUACCUGAAGGAGCUCACCACCAUCGUCCAGAACCAGCAAAGCCUGAUCCAGACGCAGCGCCAACGCAUCGACGAACUCGAGCGAAAAGUGGAGGACCUGAUCGGGGAGAAUCGACUGUUGCGGGACCCCCAUCACUACGUCCAGCAGCCCGCUCAGCAUCACCACCACCACCACCACCACCCGACGCACCGCAGCGCAAGUCCCCAGGCGCCGGCCCACCUCCAUCAGCACCCGGGGAGCAACAAAGCAGCGGCUCACGUCGGCCAGCAGGCGCAGCAGCAGCAGCCGCCGCCGCUGCCGCCGCAGCUACAGCAGCAGCAGCAGCAGCAGCAGCAGCAGCCGCAGCAGAUCCCCGGUCUGUCGGCCCACCCUCAGCAGCACCCGACCCCUCCUGCGCCGUCCACCCACCACCCGCAGCAGCUGCAGCUCGUCCCCACCUCGCCGCAGUCGCCUAAAACGAGCCAAGCCAGCCCGGACUCCGCGGAGGAGGACAAGAGGAGCCCCUGCUGCAAGUCCUUGGUUCCGCAGACUCCCACCGCUCUCUGCCGCUCAGUUGGACUGGCCAGGAAAGCGGAAAACCAAACAGUGCUACACCAGUUCUGCUGCCCGGCCCCAGAGGCCCCGGAGGGGGAGACAUCAACUGCCUGUGUCCCCAGCGAUGACCUUUCACCAGUCUCAUCUAUGGGGGAGGAAGGGAAGGGAGGAGAGGGGGAGCUGCAGAGUGAGGCCCAGUCACAGCCACAGCCAGAACCACAGCCCCACAAACAGCAGCAAGAGACUCAGCCACAGACUCAACCACCACAUCCCCAGUCUGAGCCCCAACCGCAGACUCAACCUCAGCCCAGGCCCGAAAGCAAACCUCAGCCAGAACCCGAACCCAAACCACAGCCUGCACCGGAGCCCGAGCCUCAGCCCCAAGUCGAGGCUCGGUGUGAGGAAGCAGCACGGGACGCCUCUAAAGCCCCUUCGCCUUGCAGAGAGGAGCAGACAGACGGGGAGCAAGAGAAUCAAAGGUCGGAAGAAGUUGUGGAGGCAAAGAGAAAGCAAGAGGGAGGGGAGGACGAGCGGCGUGAGGGCGAAGCAGCUCAGGAGGAAGAGGAGGAGGAGGAAGAAGGGGGAGGAGCUAAAGGAGGUGGGGCGGGGAGGAGAGCCAGCCUGCACCACACGGCCUCGCCCUUGAGGGUGCAGCGCAACGGGGCCGGCUCGCACUCCGCCACCUCGGACUAUGAGCUCUCGCUUGACCUCAAAAAUAAGCAGAUCGAAAUGUUAGAGCACAAAUACGGUGGCCACCUUAUCUCCCGCCGUGCCGCCUGCAAGAUCCAGACUGCAUUCCGCCAGUACCAGCUCAGCAAAAACUUCGAGAAAAUCCGCAAUUCACUGCUGGAGAGUCGCCUGCCUCGACGUAUCUCCCUCCGCAAGGUCCGUGUGCAAAACACGGAGGGUUUCUCUGCUGAACGGGCCCUGGCAGAAGGCUGUAACUUGGCAGGCAUUCCAUUGGUGCGCUCACCAUCUCUGCCUGCCACAGUUGGUGGCACCCUGACCGACCUGGAAGACUCAUUCACCGAACAGGUCCAGUCACUGGCAAAGUCAAUUGACGAUGCACUCAGCAACUGGAGCCUGAAGACCAUGUGUUCACUGCAAGAAGGUGGCACUUAUCAGUUCAGUGCUGACUCCUUCAGUGCAGCGGCGGCAGCUGCUGCAGGAGUGGGAGGUGGGGGAGAAGGAGGUGGUGUGGGAGAGUCAACAAUUCAUCAAGGCCCGGUGGACCCAAGUGACCUGUCAAGAAGCGCAAGCAAGCUGAUGAUGGCAUUUCGAGAUGUGACGGUGCAGAUCGACAGCCAGAACUUCUGUGUUUCAUCCUCAGUCAUGGAAUCGUCCACUUCUGUCACACUUGGCAGCUGCAUUCAACAAGACAGAGCCUCCACUACUGUCACGACUACUUCCACAACAACAAACUCCACACCAGUCUCUGUCCUACCUGGCCCCUCACAAGAACCCCCUCCUCCCCCUGCAGAGGUCCCAGCUGAACCCAUAGAUCCCCCACCGCCCCCCCAAGAACCCCCACCCCCCCCAGAAUCAGAGAUAGAAGGAGACGAGCUGGAUGUUGAAUUCCCUGCUCCUCCUCCUAGUGAAGAAGAGCUGGGGGAGGAGGAGCAACUUCCCUUAACCCCUCUGGAAAAGAUGGCUGCCUCUCAAAGCCCAGAGAAGAUUGUGGUGGUGGCCCCACCACCCACAGAACCCCCUCAAGCCCCUCCACCACAGGAGGCUGUACCGUUGGGGAGCUCUUCCGUGGUAGAGCCCCUGGGAGUUAAAAGAUGUGGCUCCGAGACGGCAGAUAACAGCUCGGAGCAGAUGAGCAGCAGCAGCACGUCCACGGAGGCACGCUCGACAUCUGAAGCCUCGUCCAAGGAGGCACUGCAGGCUAUGAUCCUCAGUUUGCCACGCUACCACUGUGAGAACCCUGCCAGCUGUAAAUCACCCACGUUGUCCACUGAUGUCAUGCGAAAACGCCUCUACCGCAUCGGCCUCAACCUCUUCAAUGUAAACCCUGACAAGGGCCUUCAGUUCCUGAUCUCGCGAGGCUUCAUCCCAGACACACCCAUCGGCGUGGCCCACUUCCUGCUGCAGAGGAAGGGACUGAGCCGACAGAUGAUUGGAGAGUUCCUCGGCAACAGCAAGAAGCCCUUCAACAGAGACGUACUGGACUGUGUGGUGGAUGAGAUGGACUUCUCAGGCAUGGAGCUGGACGAAGCACUGAGAAAGUUUCAGGCCCACAUUCGUGUCCAGGGAGAAGCCCAGAAGGUGGAACGUCUUAUCGAGGCCUUCAGCCAGCGCUACUGCAUGUGUAACCCCGACGUGGUGCAGCAGUUUCACAACCCGGACACCAUCUUCAUCCUGGCCUUCGCCAUCAUUCUGCUCAACACCGACAUGUACAGUCCAAACAUCAAGCCCGACCGCAAGAUGUUGUUGGAGGACUUCAUACGCAAUCUAAGAGGUGUGGAUGAUGGAGCCGAUAUCCCAAGAGACAUGGUGGUGGGAAUCUACGAAAGAAUACAACAGAGGGAGUUGCGCUCCAACGAAGACCACGUCACCUAUGUGUCCAAGGUGGAGCAGUCUAUUGUAGGCAUGAAAACGGUUCUCUCUGUCCCUCACAGAAGAUUGGUGUGCUGUAGUCGACUUUUUGAGGUGACAGACGUCAACAAGGCCCAAAAACAAGCAGCACACCAGAGAGAAGUCUUCCUCUUUAAUGAUCUAAUUGUGAUCUUGAAGCUUUGUCCAAAGAAGAAGAGCUCUGCAGCCUACACUUUCUGCAAGGCUAUGGGCCUACUUGGCAUGCAGUUCCACCUGUUUGAAAAUGAAUACUACCCUCAUGGCAUCACCAUCCUCUCGCCUUUUGGCUCAGACAAGAAGCAGGUACUUAACUUCUGCGCUCAAAGUGCUGAGGAGCUGCUGAAGUUUGUAGAAGACCUGAAGGAAUCAAUCGCAGAGGUGUCAGAGAUGGAGCAGAUACGCAUUGAAUGGGAGCUGGAAAAGCAGCAGGGAGCCAAGACACACUCAGUAAAGAAUAACGGCACACAGCUAGAGCUACGUGGCAAACAGGGCUCCCCAUCAGGAAACCAGGAGGUAGAUGACAGAAGUGGACACAAUGCAGUAGAGGUGUCAAUUCACAACAGGCUUCAGACGUACCAGCUCAGCAGCAGCACGGCUCGGAGUCCCGAGAGCGUGGCCCUUCUUAACCACCGGGGGGAGCUGCUUUUCCAGCAGGGGCCCCAGGGGCUAAUCCAGGGGCCGGCGCCUCCACCUCAACACCCGCAGCUGCAGUCAGCGGCGAGCACCCCCGCCCACCACCUCCACCUCCAAGAGCACCACCAGCCCGCUGUCAGCAUGGCUGAUCUGCGGCCCGAGACACUCAUCCAGUGUCAACAGAUCGUCAAGGUCAUCAUGCUCGACAACAGCGGCCACGGACGCAUGGAGGCCUUCCUCAGCCACACGCCCACACACCACCACUACCAGCAUCACCACCACAGCCACCACCAGCUCAGUCAGUCGGCCAUGUCCACCCCUGUGCGCUCCCCGGACGGCUCCCACGGCAGCGAAGGCCACCAGCCCCCACUGCCUCCCCCACCUCCACCUUAUAACCACCCGCACCAGUAUAUACCCCCAGAUCCCCGUCUCAGUCUACACCGGACCCCAAGUGGCUCUCGGAGCAUGGUGUAA